AUGGGGAGGGGUGCUGUUGCUGCUUCGAGCAGCUUGCCGGGAGGGUUAGGGCUUGAUAAUGCGGCGGUUAAAUCAGCUGCGAGCAGUGUUCCGGCGAGUGGAUUGACUACGGUCUCGGUUGUUAACAAUUUGCCUAUUGGUAUUUCUGAAAAGGGUGGUGGGGUGGCGGUGGAAAUGCAAAAUGAUCUAUCUACACGUUCCAAGUCAUUGAAAGAGAAAACUACUAAAGCAGAGAGGCGUGCACUUCAAGAAGCUCAACGAGCUGCGAAAGCUGCUACCAAAGCUGAAGGUGGUAAGACACCUGCUGCUGCUUCUGGGGCUGUAGCUUCUGUGAAUGCGAAGUCAGGUAAAUCUGUGAAGCCACCUCCUUCACAGAAGAUGGAUAGUGCUACGGUUGCAGCUUCAGAGAAGAAGGGAGGUGAUAGGCCACCAGAAAAGGAUAGAAAGAAGGAAGUUCCUCAACCACGUAUGCAAUAUGAUGACAAGAGUCGGGUGGAAAAGGCAAAGAGGCGUGCGGUUGUAAAGCAAAGAGAUGCUAGGAAUAGAGUUGAGUUGUUCAGGCAUUUGCCUCAAUAUGAACGUGGAAAUCAGCUUUCUGAACUUGAGUCUAAGUUCUUUGAGCUUGAUCCAAUGCACCCAGCUGUCUACAAGGUUGGAUUACAGUAUUUGUCAGGAGACAUAUGUGGUGGCAAUGCUCGUUGCAUUGCAAUGCUUCAAGCAUUCCAAGAGGCCAUUAAAGACUACUCAACCCCUCCUGAAAAAACUCUUGCUCGAGACUUGACAGCAAAAAUCGGCAGUUACGUUUCUUUCCUUAUUGAGUGCCGCCCCUUUCAAUCAGCAUGGGGAAUGCAAUCAGACAAGGUGAUAGUCAAACAUGCUGUUACAAAGAUCAGUGAUGGCGAUGUUCUACUUACAUAUGGAUCGUCUUCUGCAGUUGAAAUGGUACUAUUGCAUGCUCAUGAACUUGGCAAACAGUUCCGUGUUGUGGUAGUGGAUUCUCGUCCAAAGCUUGAAGGGCAACUAUUGCUUCGUAGGUUGGUUGGAAAGGGAAUCAACUGUACAUACACUCACGUAAAUGCCAUUUCUUAUAUCAUGCAUGAAGUUACUAGAGUUUUUCUGGGUGCUUCGUCAGUGCUGUCCAACGGAACAGUUUACUCGAGAGUUGGGUCUGCUUGUGUUGCUAUGGUUGCUCAUGCAUUUCGUGUACCAGUCUUGGUUUGUUGUGAAGCAUAUAAAUUUCAUGAAAGGGUACAGCUUGACUCAAUAUGCUCUAAUGAGCUGGGUGAUCCAGAGGUGAUUUCAAAAGUUCGUGGGAGAGAGGAUAUCAACUUUCUUGAUGGAUCUGCCAAUAGUGAAAAUCUCCAGCUUCUGAAUUUGAUAUAUGAUGCAACACCUUCAGAUUACGUUUCAAUGAUAAUCACGGAUUAUGGCAUGGUUCCACCCACGAGUGUGCCUGUCAUAGUGCGAGAAUAUCGAAGAGAACACUUGUGGAUAUAG
Molecule: messenger RNA, 1497 nt
Organism: Dovyalis caffra
Lineage: Eukaryota; Viridiplantae; Streptophyta; Magnoliopsida; Malpighiales; Salicaceae
Source: the annotation of a GenBank genome assembly